GUAAACGCAGCAGGUUGAUGGUUCUCGAUCGGCCAGUUCGUCUGGUUUUGUGGUGGUGUUGUACGGUUAAGUGUUCCUGUACUCGAGUUCUCCGUUUGAUUUCUAUUAAAAAAAACGAUAACUCAAUAUAUAUCGAAUUGUUAAUAGAUAAAUUGUUGGUGUACAUAUAUAAAUUAAUUCGUUAGGAAUCAACAUUUUCAUGAAAAGUUAAAUGUGUCUCCUGAUGUAGUGCUGUGUAAUGUAUUGAAACGGAUAAGCUGGCAAUUAAAGGAUUUUAUUUAAAUGACGAUGAUUUUCAUCUAAAAAACUCACAAUAUCAACAAAAUUAAAUGGCUAGUGGAGAACUAGAAGUAUUACGAUGCGAGUUAAACUUGUGGUCUGGAUACUUUUGUGCUCGUUGCCGAGCUGAACUUGGCCGUAUUAUAAAUAGAGGAGCUAAUUGUCGUGCUUGCAAAGAACGGAUAUGUAUGUCUUGUAGAGAAUAUUCUAAAACCACUAAUGUACCUGAGUGGUUAUGUACUAGAUGCCAUAAAGAAAAACUAGAGUCUAUAGAGCCAGCAAAUGAAUGGAUUGUGGAUUUUUUGACUCCAGUGGACAUGAAAUACCAAAAGAACGAAACAAAACUUUGUAGAUCUCUUACAUUUAAAGAUUCAUCACCGUGGUCGGCCGUCAGAGGGUCGCCGGAGUUGCGAGCUUACAGCAGCAUGCCACGAGGUAGCACUCCGUGGACGCAAAGGAGUGCUUCCCUCGAGACUGCUGCUAUAAACUCCUCGUCGAACAAGUUACAAUCUAAAUCUAUUGCUAAUGAAGUGCCAAUAAUAAACCAUAAACCUCCUGCUACUACUGUUCAUUUGGUGGAUACUUGUGGAUGUGUUAUAGAUUUAAAGCAAAGGACUAUUACAGAUUUACCAGAUUUAAUGGAUACUGAAACAGAAGUAUUCGCUAAAAAUACAAUCAAACCAAGUUCUGGCCAAGAAAGUAAAAUUUUUGAAAAACGCUCAAGGCAAGAAACUAUUGGUCUAACCAAAAUACAAGGAGACCUUAAACAAAUUCCACCUGGUGUAACACCACCUCGAAGUCGAAGAUUUUUAAAAAGGAACCCACACUAUGAAGAAAAUUUGCCAGCUUUAUUUAGUUAUAAUGGUAGCAGUCGCGUAAAAGAAGACUAUAAGCUUGUAUUUUUAAAUGGCCCAGACUGGUCCUCGGAUGACGGUGGCGGUGGUCGGCAUACAUCUUCUAGCCUAUCGGCUGAUGAUGAUUGUGACUGGGACUACUUCAUGGCCGGCGCGGACGAUGAUAAUAACCAUCGGCAACUACAGUCGUCGACAGGUGGCGUAGAUCCUGGUAAUAGUAGUAGUAACGAUAUUAGUGACCGUAGUAGUGGCAAUGACGGUAAAGACUACAGCAACAACCAGCUAAUAACAAAUAGUGGUGGUAGUAAGCGGAGUGAAUCCGACGCACACACAACGUUCGUUCCGGUCGUGUUGCCGUUCCCCGUGUUUGUGCCCGUACCGAUAGUAAUACCGCGGGAGCGUGCGCAACACACGCUUACAGCUGCUUUUGCAAACGUAUUAUCUGAGUACUUUCGAGAUCGGGAUAGUGGGUGCGUCGAGCACCAAGGUGAUUACAAUCAUUCAAAUGUAAUAAGUGCUCAAGACGACCACAACCAUCGGAUGCCGGAACCUACAGUGGCUGACGAACGUGUGCCUCUCGCCAUGUACGCGACUCGCACUGCUAACUUAGAUGCAAAAUCAUCGCCAGCGGUAACUUCAGUCGUAAUUGAUGACAUGGACGAUGAUGGCUCUAACUUUACAGGUGGAUACUAUUCUACAUCUGACGACUCCGAAGACUCAGAUACUCAUGCCGCUAUGUCAUAUGACGUCAACAAUAGCCCGGAUGCUAGUCAAGAUGAAGACGAUGGGUGUAAUGUAAAAUUAUCUAGUAUUCUUGACAUUACUAAUACAGUCAAAUCCAACGGUACUACUUCAGAUGAAUUUUCUGGCACUGAGUCGAUGGAACAAAUUCCAGUAGAUGACACUACUAGUUCUGGAAAAUAUACUAGUUUAGUAAUGAUUACGCAAAAUGAUAAACCAUCUGUUAAUAUUGUAGUAGCAAACGAUACAACUAAAAUGUCUGACAAAGUUUUUGUUGACAAUCUUAAUGAUGGGUUCAAACUCACAUUGGAUACUACGGAGUCCUCCAAUGAUAGCGAAGUUCAAGUAGUAACAGGUGGUGAGACACUUUCAGCAGUAAUUGCACUUGAAGAAGGAUUAGCGGAUGACGAUUCUUGGGUAGAAGAUUUGGAUAGAGAUGAUUUUAAAAACGAAUCUUCGGAAGAAGGAGAAAUGUUAUUUGAAGAAGAACCUGAGUACAAGAGAUCGGAGUUAGACUUCACUCUUCAUACAAUUGUGGAAGAAAGCUGCGAAGAAAGUGAAGUAGAACCUGAGCGAAAUAACCCUACUGAAUUAGAAAAAUAUUUCUUUUUUGGACUUUGUGGUGAAAAAGAUCAAGAUGCAAGAAAUACAGAUGCGUAUUCUGAAACAAGUUCAGUUAUCAGUGAAGGUUUAGAAUCUCUUGAAAGUAUUGAGCCUCAGCAAUUAAAUUCUGAGACUGCUGGAUCACGACUAGAACGAUAUUUUCUUAGUGAAUUUAUGGGUUUUCAUCGUCCGGAUUCCGAUGGUAGUGUAGGAAGUGACAGUCCUGAACAUAGUCCCGAACAGAGAAGAAAACGUUUGGUUCGAGCUAGAGGAACGGGACGACAACACUCUUCUCUAGACAAUCUUACAGAAUCCGAACAACAAGUUGACUUACAAUUAGACUAUGAAGAUUCAUCCACUAAUUCAGAUUCAAAUGACGAUACUGUUCUAUUUGAUAAAAAUGACGGCCAAUUCGACACUGUUAAACGAGGUAAAAAAAAGAAAAGAUCUUCUGUUACGAUAUCUUCAUUAGACAUUAUAGAAGCUGAAGAAAAACUGGAUAGUACAAUUACUAUUGAUCAUAUUAAUUUUAAUGUACUAGAUGAAAAUUUACAGGAAAUUAUUGAAACUGUUGAAGAAAAAAAAAUUACAGUAAACACACCUACAGAAACUAUACAAAAACCUAGCGGUGUAGAUGGUUUAACAAGAACAGAUAGUUUUAAUAAUUGGAGCUCAGACGAGGAAACAAAUCUCAUGAUGUCAAAAAUGAGAGCAUUCUUCAAAACAAUGUUAGCUAAUCAACCGGAUCCAGAAGUACCUGGCGAAAUGAGCAAGCCGCCACAAUUAGUAAAAUUCGAAUCAGAGUUAACUAGAUUAAUGAAAACGGUACCUGGAAUUCGAGAUGAACAGGUAAAAGAAAUUGUUGAGUACUUAAGCAGUGAAGAUACAUGGAGUGACUCGUACGAUUCUUCGGAUUACACUAGCUCCGAUUUAGAAACGGGUUCCAGACUUCAAGAUGAAAAUCGAGAUACCGCCUUUGUAUAUCAAAAGUUAAUGGCAUCAUUACAGCGUAUCGAUGUACCGAGUUCUGACUCGUCAGCUUCAAGAAGCUCGCCACCCCUAGUUACCAAAGUGAUGACUCAUAUUGGUAGUCGACUAGUAGCUCUUAUGCAUGCUGUGUCUGAGAACCCAGGUACACCUCGUGCAUCUAAACACCACAGACGACCUCAUCAUGCCUAUAAAUCAUCUAUUAUAUCAACCACAACGGAAGAAGAAGACGAAGGAGAAGAAGAGUUUAAUCCUCCAUUACCCAGAUCUAAGUCACACGAUCCACUUCUUGAAGAAGCCCGACAAGAAGCAAGCGAUAACGAACGUUUUAGUUGGAGAGGUAGUUUUGAAUCAACGUUAAUGAUGUCCGACUCAAGAACACGCUUAACAUCGAGUGGUGAAAGUUGUGUGACACUUGCAGCAAAAAGACGAUCCGCAGGUGAUCUAUUAAUUAAGAGUGCCAACAGUAGUCGAGAACAAUUAGAUCGCGUGCGAUCAUGUGGUAGUAUUGGUGGUAGCAUCGAGGAUCGUAUCUGGAGAAAUGGUCGGCGACGAGACAGUGUUCCAGAUAGCGGAGAUUCUGCAGCCGAGAGCGAUGAUGGUGCUACCAAUAUGCAGUCAAAUAAUCACAAUAAAUCGACGACAUUACCUAGAAGCUUACAACAGCAUCAAUCGGUUUCAUCUUCUAGCACCAACUCGUUACCUAGACUUCCUACUACGCCAGUACCGGCACCAAGCCCAUUGAUAGGCAUUUAUAAAGCACAUAGUGUACAUCAAUUUAAUGUUAAGUCAGCACGGUAUAGACCUCCUGGAUACAAAAAUAUAACUCCUCCUCGCAGAGAGUAUAACCGUAGAAGACAGCAUGUUGCACUUCAGGCUGGUCAAUCACCACCGCCUACUGUGUAUAGUACUAAUUUUCCAUCGUCACCUUCGAUCGAAACAUCCGAAAAUGAUAGUUCAUUGUGCGGUAUCACUAGCAGUAUAAUUACCAGUCCGGGAAUUCCGGUAGAUAUUUCCACAUGUUCUUCAAAAUCUGAAGAUGAAAUUGAAAAAUCACAAAACAGAAGUAGCUCCUCAACAUUUGGCGGCGUUUCAAGAAGCGAUUCUAUGGCAUCUGUGUAUUCGGGGGCCGGAGAAGGGAGGUAUGGAACAAUCGCUGUUAGAGGUGAAGUAGAGUUUGGCCUCCAAUAUAAUUACAAGUCUGCUCAAUUUGAGAUCAACAUCAAACAUUGUCGUGAUCUUGCGGCUGCUGAUCCUAAAAGAAACAGAUCUGACCCCUAUGUUAAAGUUUAUUUACUCCCCGAUAAGUCAAAAGCUGGUAAAAGAAAAACUCGAGUUAAAAAACACACUAUGAAUCCAAUUUUUGAUGAAGUUCUCAAGUAUAAUUUAUCAUUAGAAGAGUUAAAUAAUCGCACACUCUGGCUAAGCGUAUGGCACUCUGAUAUAUUUGGGCGUAAUAAUUUUCUUGGCGAAAUUCGCAUUCCAUUAGAAAACAAAAUAUUUGAUGAUCCCACUCCAAGAUUGUUCCCACUUCAAGAACGGACUGAACCUUUGGAAGACUUUUUUGUCAGUAACAAAGGUGAAAUAGUUGUCGGUUUGAAGUGUAUACCACCAGAUUCUAAUUCUAAAAAACGUACAAAAGGAACUUUUCUUUUAUUAAUAAAAGAUGCUAAAAAUCUGCAAGCUGUAAAAUCAAGUGGAACAUCAGAUCCAUUUUGCAAAAGUCAUUUAUUACCUGAUAAAGGGCGAAAUUCAAAACAAAAGACUAACGUUGCUCGUAAAACGUGUAAUCCAAGCUGGAAUCAAACAAUUACGUACCGAGAUGUUUCACCAGAAGAGUUGGCUGAGAGAAGUCUUGAAUUAACUGUAUGGGAUCAUGACAGACUUGGAAGUAAUGAGUUUAUUGGUGGCGUCCGACUCUCAUUGGGUUCAGGUAUUUACGAUAGAAAAUCAAUGGAAAUUGAUUCCAAUGAAAAAGAAGUUGCAUUAUGGCAACGUAUGUUAGAUAGACCUAAUUUCUGGGUCGAAGGAUGCCUCACUUUACGACCAUUAUUAGAAAUUACGAGCAAAAAUUAAAAUUAAAAAUAAAUCAAGAUAUUGUGUUCUUUGAAUAUGUUGUUUAUAAUUUUUUACUUUGUGAUAUAUUUAUAUGUAAAAUGUAUUGAGUAUAUAUACAUAUUUAUUUUUAUAAUUUGAAGAGUAUCUGUGAUCUGUAAUUUUGAUCGGGUUAAGCAAAUGAAGACAGUUAAAUAGUUUUCUAUUUGUGUAAGAUUAUUUGUCAUAUAUCUUGUGUAUCUUUUUUGUAUACUUGCGUGUAUUUUGUUAUUUAUUUAUUUUGAUAAAUUUGAAAUAUUUUUAUCAUAGAA
Daktulosphaira vitifoliae (grape phylloxera) is the source of this 5830-nucleotide messenger RNA. RefSeq lists its product as uncharacterized. The coding region runs from base 330 to 5540 and encodes 1736 amino acids. The transcript has 11 exons. Gene Ontology annotation, biological process: exocytosis. The record is from RefSeq and is a predicted model, not a curated record. Gene Ontology annotation, molecular function: neurexin family protein binding. NCBI's taxonomy places the organism in Eukaryota, Metazoa, Arthropoda, Insecta, Hemiptera, Phylloxeridae. Gene Ontology annotation, cellular component: exocytic vesicle; plasma membrane.